GACUUUUGUCCCGCCCCACACACUGGCGCCAUACCAAAGCUCAUUGCGUCGCACGCCUUCCUAGCAGGCGCGUCUUUACCCGAACGAGUCUUACGGGAAGCGUCCGUUGACACAGGUGUAUCAGGAUGUAGGUGUCUGGUGUUCUUUUUCAUAAAGGAGGAGGCUUCUUUUUGUUCCUGGCCUGGUGCAAAGAGCAAGGUUUGGACCGACUGUUAGGAUCUGACAUUAAAAAAAAAAAAAAAAAAAAAAAAAAAAAAUGAGGUUGGCAGGGCCCUUGCGGAUUGUAGUGGUCCUUGUGACAGUAGGGCUCACAUGGAUAGUGGUCAGUACCAUGCUGGGUUCAGACAGAGGUUUCCUCCAUGUUGGACAGCUAUUUCCUGCUCAGAAUGAAGGACCAACAGCAGCAGACAUGAGGCCUAAGAGGUAUAAGUGUGGCCUACCAAUGCCCUGUCCAGAGAAGUACUUUGCCUUUCGAAUUGUCAGUGGAGCAGCUAAUGUCAUUGGGCCCAAAAUUUGCUUGGAAGACAGAAUACUCAUGAGCAGUGUUAAGAACAAUGUUGGACGUGGUGUGAACAUUGCUUUAGUUAAUGGAGUCACAGGUGAGCUCAUAGAGGCACGUUUUUUUGACAUGUGGGAAGGAGAUGUCAAUGAACUGCUCAAGUUCCUCCGACCACUGCAUGAAGGAACACUUGUAUUCGUUGCCUCUUAUGAUGAUCCAGCUACAAAAAUGAAUGAGGAGGCACGGAAGAUUUUUACUGAUCUUGGUAGUACUGCUAUCAAGGAUGUGGCUUUCCGAGACAGCUGGGUGUUUGCUGGGGCUAAAGGAAUUGAUGACAAGUCUCCUUUUGAGCAGCACAUAAAGAACAAUAAGAAUAAUAACAAAUAUGAAGGCUGGCCAGAAGCUUUAGAAAUGGAAGGCUGUAUCCCACAAAGGUCCUUGGAGGAGCAGUGAAUUGCUAUAAUUAUUGAAGCAUGUAAACAUAGCUUCACACACAGACUGUGCUCAUUGCGUUAAGUCAUUAAAGCAUCUUGAAACACUUUAGUAGGAACUCGCAUGAUCCACUAAAAGACUUUAUCCCAAUCAUCCCACAAAAUGCCUCUUCAGUGAGCAGCGUUGUGUUUUGAAUAUAUGCGAUUUUGGAGACAAGAUUUGUUACAUUAAAUGUGCUUUGCCAUUCUUAUGGCAAGUUGACUUUAAGGUUCUCAAUGAGAAUCAAUUCAUACUGACUGGUUCAGUUUAGUAAGCAAGCCAUACAUAUGGUGGACAUUACAGUGUAUGGAAUAUAUCUGCACAAACCCAAACACUGAAUGGUCUCCAUAGAUUUGCUCAGCUUUUAAUACAUUUGCUUCUGUUGCGCCAUGGCACAAAGAGUUACCUCAUUAUAAUCUAUACUGCUUUACACCUCCUGUGCUAAGUUAGUGCCUUUCUCUAUCCUGUAAGGCUAGAAAGAACAGUUACUUCCCAUUUCUAUAGCUACAACCUCAAAAGUCUAGUAAUAAUUUUGCUCUUUGUUAUCUUUCUGCAAUAAUUGAUUUACUAAUUGCCAUAGUUUAUUCAUUCUUUCAGUUUGGUAACAAUAAUUACUUCCUUGUUUAAAGCGCCCUGGCACCCAGCUUUUGUAAUAAUAGGUGCCUUGAAGCUUGCUUCUUAUUUGAAAUCACAUCUUUCCUAAUUUUAAGUACAGUAAAUGCCAGUUUCUAAUGUUGCACUACCUGAUUCUGCCAUCAUAUAAUAACAGGCUUUGAAUAUACUUGCAUCUAUCAUAGUUUGCCCAAGUUUAAAAGUGGCUAAAAAAAUAUGAUUUUUUUUUAUAAAAGUAAUAAUUCCUGGAGAUUGUUUUAAAAUUUAGAGUUAGGUUUUAAAUUGGACAAUAAAAAUGUUUAAUGAACAUUUUCUUAAUAAAUCGUUAACGCAAAACAUGCAUAGCAAUAUUAGUGACUUAAUGUGACUUAAUUUAGAUACGUUUGGAUUCACAAAUCCAGAUCCGUUAUGAAGGAAAAGAGUACUGCAGAUUUCACUCCACAGCUUGUAAACAUGCAAAGCCAUUGCUGCUGGGUUCACACAAGUGCCUUCAGUGGGUUCAUUAUAUCUACAGUUUGACACAGAAGAAUGUGAAACAAGAACUGUGAAUAAGGAACUACUAAAAUAAAUAUUUUUUGCCUUUCUUGUAAAUGUGAAUGAAUUUUGUUGAAAUUUUCAUGUGUCCUUCGAUCUCAAAAGAGUGAAAAGCUAUACAUAUGCAUAAGCAUAGAGCUUUCUGUAAAAGCUAGGCAGUUUUCAGAAAACGUGUGUUGACAGAUACAAGUCUUUCUCAAACUGGCUUUAUGCCAAAUCACUGUUAACUGCCCCAUUUGUUCUCAUUUUGUUCAUAAUUUAGUUUAAAGAAGAAUUUAUUUACUAAUUACACCACUUAAAUUACUAACAACAUCCACACAGUUAAAGUAUCUCCUACCUUGCUUCAUCAAAAACCUAUUAUAUAUAUUCUUUAAUGUGUUAAUACAGUGGAACCUCUAGAUACGAGUUUAAUUCGUUCCAGCACUGAGCUUGUAUAGCGAAUUUCUUGUAUCUAGAACAAACGUCCCCAUUGAAAAUAAUGGAAAUCCAGUUAAUCCGUUCCGCAUCCCAAAUAUAUUAACAUAAAAAUCAAUUUUCCUAACAAAUAACACUGAUAAAUUAUAUAUACUGUAGUCUACCUUUAAUAAAUAACACUGGUAAAUAAUAUAACUGAUUAUUAAAAGAAUCAAAACAGGUGUCCAAAGUGCAGUAGAGCAUUCAAUAAAUCUUUAAAUAAAUAAUCCUUAAAACAGUUGUGAAGUGGAGGUUUAAAGUACAUAAGAAUAAGAAUCCUUUAACACGAGGUUAAAACGUCAACAGGAAGUAGUCUUCAAAAAACAGAUGACAAUCCCCGGUGCUUCUUCUCUGUUAGCGUCUCACCUGCUUCUCCCAUGCGGGCUCUGCAACAGGCGAGACACUUAAUGCAGCUGACCUUCUCUACACCGUCCUGCUUCAGCUGUUUGGCUCGCCUGUUCAGCUACACGCGAGCCUGUACUCGCUCGCUCUCUCGCACCGACUUCCUACUGCUGCUGAUUCCUGCCUCCUCCUGCAACCUCCGUUCUCUCUCCUCUCCUCUCUUUUCUUUUACUUCUUCUCCCCCUUAACCGGCUCACGCUUCUCUAUAUACGCGGGGAAGACAUGGCAGCUGCUAGGGUUACCACUUUUAAUACAAAAAAAUAAGGGACGCAUACGUAUUGAUUCAAAACGGGACGCGCAAUUUCAUUCUCAAAUACGGGACGAUUCCGUAUUUUAAAGGACGGGUGGCAACCCUGCCCAGCCCAUCAGCCACAGGACAAAUCAUGGAUGUGGGCAGUUUCCCACCUGUGCACUUAGGUGAGAAACGCAGACACCGCAGAUCGCCCUGCGGCUCGCUACAGCUACCACGCCCCCUCGCUAAGCCGCGAAGCUAUACCCACAGCCUGGCUCGUGGCUCGUUACAUGAGCCAAUGCUCGUAUUUAGAUCUGAAUUUUUCGCUCAUACUUUCCUCGUAUUUUGAAUUUCUCGUAUACAGAGGUGAUCGUAUCUUGAGGUUCCACUGUACCACUAAUAUCAAUUACUCUUUCAUUCAUUAUUUUUUAGUAAAUAAUUUUAUUUAUUGAGCCAAGAUCUACCUUCAUUUUUAUAUUGUAUAUUUCUCUUUUUGUUAUUAAUAUAAUUUAUAUUUGUUGUUCUUCCUGUCAUUAUACAGUAAAUAAUUUUCUUAAUUUAUCAAUCCUAAAUUUUUCCUUUUUAAGUGUUUCAGUCCAUGCGUGUACUGUUCGGUUUUGGGAGAUCUCUUAAUUGAUCUUUGUAACACCAGUAAUGUUUUAAUAAUCUAUUAGGAUCAUGGCAACACUGGCAGCAAUGCUUAAAGUCAAUUUUCCGCCAGACUACUUUAGCAGUGUAGAAUUAAAUCUCAGUCUCGAUGCUGAAGUAAUUUGAGUUUGAGUAGGCUAUGAUGGAAAAACAAGCAAAUGUUCAGUUAUCUGAAUUUUGUCAUUAGUGGUUAAUAUUCUUUUUAUGAUAUGCUUCGAUUUACAUUAGACUAUAUGGAUUAGAGUUCCUGACUUCUCACUGCAGAUUGAGUAGAAUUAUGAUUUUGUUGCAUUAUGACAUGUUGAUUUAGCAUAUGCAAGCAAGUAUUUCAUGGAACUCUGUACAUGUGACAGUAAUGACUAAAACCUUACCAACCACAUUUUGUUGUGCUCAAGGGAUUAAAAAAAUAUAUAAAAUCUAGUCUACACUAGAGUAGGUACUCUCAGAUUAUCUAUCUGUACCUAUUCUGAUAUACAUACUAUAUAUAUAGACUGUACAAACCCUCUAAAUUUUUGUGAAGAGGUCUUUCUUGAUUUGGACUUUAAUGCACUUCUAUUCCCAUUGGUGUAGUUUAUUAUGUAUUGCAUUAUUGACCUAGGCCCAAGCCUGUUCCAGGUUUUGUUUCUGCUUUACACUGAUGCUGUUCGGUUAGGCUGUUCUCCCAGUGGUGAUGUAAUGGAAUAAGAGCCACAGAAAGAUGGUGGAUGGCAUCUUAAUGGCCCACUUUAUCAGUCCUUUUAAAGAAUUUUAAAGAGGUGGAUUAGGUGACCCAGCCUUCUCUAAAUUUUUCAGUUCCUUUAUACUGUGAAAGUAGUUAAUGUUCUUCGAUCCAAGAUUGUGUCUCAUUGACUUUGUCAGCACAGCCUUUAGUUUUCUUCUAAUAGCUGAGAAGCCAGAGUUACCAAACUAUCCUCCAGAUGUAACCUUUUCAUGUUAGUUUUUUUUAAAUAAGUAGCAUCACCAGUAGUAGUAGGUAACAGUGAUAGUACAUGAAAUAUAACUGGUGUCAACUGAAAUAGCAUUAUAUGGAAAGGUUUCAUUGCUUCUGUCUUUACUGUUAAAAUCUGUAUAUUUGCUCAGUGAAACAUGAUGUUUAAAAGAGAGACAACUGAUAACUGACAAAGACUGUCAAAUAAUAUGAAUCAAAUAUCUUGCAUUUUGUAGCUCAGUAUCAGUUAAGUUUCAUGCAAUUUUUAUGCACCCAAUGUCCAGCCAAAAUGAAGAAAAGUAAAGUCAUUCAAAUGUUUCCUUUCAACAUAAAAGUCUGUUUAUUCUCUUUUGUAACAACAGUACAAUGCAUCAUUGCCAUCGGUAUGAUCUUCUAUAGCUGCAGUUGAUGCAAGAAGUAACAUUACACAAUUUCUCCGAUAAACCAAUAGAAGCCCACCUUGGACAUCCAUAUGUUAUGCAGCAAAUCCAUAUUAGCUUAGCAAUAAAAAAAAAUGACUAUAAAAAUUAUACCAGCAAAAGAAACCUAUGCUCAUUGAAGAUAUACAGUUGGGCUUUUCAAUAAUUUUGAAUGUCUGAAAUGCAACUCUGUAAAUUGGAAUGAGAAAUCAAGUUAUUGUUUAGUUGAACGCAACUCUUUGCGUUUCUCAUUAAAAAACGUUUCUGUGGCUUAAUUAUGAUGCCUGACUAUUCGAGGUUCCUGACAGCAGUCAUUUAUCGUGUCCAACAAUGUUCUGUUUGUGACUGCUUUGCACCCAGAUUUCUACGUAUUGACAGAUGUUUUUACUAAAGAACUGUCAGUGGUGUGCUCUUUCAGCUCAGGUAUAUCCACAUUUUAAUAUUUUCUGUCUAAGAAUGCAGUUUUGUGUGUUGCUUUAAGUUUGACACUGCCCUAAAACCAGCUAUGCCUCAGUUUAAACCUGUGAAUGUCUAAUUGGGAAAGGUAAUACUAUGUGUAACUGUAUUUUAAAUUUUCUGUUGCUUUUAUAAAUAUUUUUUCAAUAUUGGUGUGUUUGCUAAAAUAAAUAAAUAUCUUAACAUAG
Erpetoichthys calabaricus (reedfish) is the source of this 5842-nucleotide messenger RNA. RefSeq names its product FAM3 metabolism regulating signaling molecule A (gene fam3a). The transcript is spliced from 10 exons. NCBI's taxonomy places the organism in Eukaryota, Metazoa, Chordata, Cladistia, Polypteriformes, Polypteridae. The record is from RefSeq and is a predicted model, not a curated record. Bases 257 to 952 code for a protein of 231 amino acids.